CCUAGUACACAGUGAUUGUUUUCUUUCGUUAACUGAUAAAGAUUAUCAUGUCGCAUAUUCAGUUCAGUUAGUUAAAUAUAUCAACUAUCGUAAAAUGGAGUAUGAAGCAUUAAUCAAUAUUGUAGGUAUGAACAUAGUUUUUGGGACGGUGUUUCUAUCAGUUGGAGGAUUUUUCCUAUACCUAGAUCUAUACCAAAAACCUAAAUGGAUGUUGAAGUACAAAGUACAGAUAGGCACAAAUACACCGGUCAGCAAGGAGAAGUUGAAGAAACUAAUUAACGUGUUGAACUUUAAUUACAUACUCAUCGGUUUACCUUUCAGCAUUGUGCAUUACUAUUUGCAACGUUGGAGAGGAUGUGACGCCACGUUGACCAUGCCAUCUUUUACAACGCUGAUAACACAUCUUGCCUUGUUUGUACUGAUUGAAGAAGUAGGGUUCUACUAUACACACAGGUUACUACACACGCCUUUAUUGUACAAAAACAUCCACAAACUUCAUCAUGAGUGGACAUCACCUAUCGGUAUCGAGGCAGUGUACGCACACCCAUUUGAGUACAUAUUAUCCAACUUAUUACCAGUGGCAGGUGGGCCUUUCCUAUGUGGCAGCAACCUGUUAACUACAUGGACAUGGUAUAUUCUAGCCACUGCUGUUACUAUCAUCCAUCAUAGUGGCUAUCACCUACCGAUUUUACCUUCUCCUGAGUUUCACGACUUUCAUCAUCUAAAAUUUAUUGGAAACUACGGUAUCAUUGGAAUGUGUGACUGGAUACACGGUACAGACAGUAUGUUUAGGAAAAGUAUUCAGUCAAAACGGCAUAAAGUUAUCUUCUAUUCAAACGAAAUGACACUCAUGAAUGGUUAAACUAUUAUUUGCAUAUAAAUGAAAUACCAAAGAAGUACAUGUACAUUAUGAUAUAUGUAGGUAUGAUAAGGUCACUUUUACAUCUAGAAUUCCAAAAAUAAAAAGGUAUUAUAAAUCUAUCAAAUAACAUCCUUGAUAUGUUCAUCAGACAUAACUUAGUGAAACCAGCAAUUUUAACCAAAUGGAGUUUAACUACAAAUCAACCGAAAAGUAAUGUUUAAAAGUCCACAAUUUCCUAUCCUGUAAGAUACACA
Molecule: messenger RNA, 1116 nt
Organism: Mytilus californianus (California mussel)
Lineage: Eukaryota; Metazoa; Mollusca; Bivalvia; Mytilida; Mytilidae
Product: fatty acid hydroxylase domain-containing protein 2-like
Exons: 5
Coding region: 95-862 (255 amino acids)
Biological process (GO): sterol biosynthetic process
Molecular function (GO): iron ion binding; C-4 methylsterol oxidase activity
Source: RefSeq, a predicted model, not a curated record